AAGAACUCCUAAACCAAGACACACUAUAAGACACGUACGAGAAGAUGUAUGAAUACAACGACAUGUAUGAAUACAACGACGAAGAUGGAGGGAUUCAGUUUCAACCCUACGAUGACGAACUCAUCAACGAAUAUUUAAUCCCCAAACUGGAAGGUAAACCGCGGGGAGAGAUCACUAUGAAGGAUGUUUACUCAAAGGAGCCAUGGUUGCUGGACCAUCCGAUGGGUUCGUUUUUCAAGAAGAACGAGUGGUACUACUUUGUGACAAGGACUCAACUCUCUAAGAAGAAAAUAGGUUGUGGUAAGAAAGCGAAACGGAAGAUCACCAGAGACAAUAACAGUGGGUCUUGGAAAGCUAAUGCGAAAGGUGAUAUCAAGGACAAGGAAACAAAGAUGGUCAUUGGGGAACACCAAACCCUAGCUUUUGUUAAAAGCUCAGUAAAUAACAAGAAGAAGCAGAAGAGUGGAGACGGUACUUCUUGUGAUGUUGGUGUACCAGGUAGCGAGAAUAGCUGGAUUAUGACAGAAUAUAUGCUUCCUGAAAUAGAAGAUAAGUUUCGUGAGCUGGUCAUAUGCAAGAUUCAUGUGAUCGAGAAUUCCAAUAAGAAGAAGAAGGAUGAUCGUCAUGAAGCUUCUACUUCUAUAGUUUAACAUAAAAAUUAGUUUGUCUUGAGUAAUCAAUAAAUAUUUCAAUUAAUUUUGUUGUUUUGAGUAUUGUUUAACUAUUUUAGAUUAGAGGUGAGAUGGAUCAGAUAUCUGAAGUAUUUUGAGAUAUUUAGAUCCAGAUCUAGUGGAUCCAUAAAAUUACUAUCCAAAUCCAGGCCUCGUAGAU
This is a messenger RNA of Raphanus sativus (radish), 831 nucleotides long. RefSeq names its product NAC domain-containing protein 35-like. NCBI's taxonomy places the organism in Eukaryota, Viridiplantae, Streptophyta, Magnoliopsida, Brassicales, Brassicaceae. The record is from RefSeq and is a predicted model, not a curated record. The coding region runs from base 45 to 650 and encodes 201 amino acids. The transcript has a single exon. Gene Ontology annotation, molecular function: DNA binding. Gene Ontology annotation, biological process: regulation of DNA-templated transcription.